Messenger RNA from Misgurnus anguillicaudatus (oriental weatherfish), 3119 nucleotides. It is a transcript of the gene mavs, whose product is annotated as mitochondrial antiviral signaling protein. The record is from RefSeq and is a predicted model, not a curated record. Lineage: Eukaryota; Metazoa; Chordata; Actinopteri; Cypriniformes; Cobitidae.
ACAAUUCAAAGUGUUAUCCAAUGAAAAGACAGCGAGCGUGAUGACGUAAAAGAGCUUUAAAUACCGAGCGGAAGAAGGACAAACCGAAACUAAAAAGUAGUACGAUCCCCAACGAACAGCAAAGACUGACCUUCCUCCAGAGGGGCUAAAAUGACAUACGCAAGUGACCGGCUUUAUAAUGAGGUGAUCAGGAAGAAACUGGCUCAGUAUGCAUCACUAAUCAAAGUGAAAGAGAUCUUGCCUCACUUGCCAUGCCUCACACUCACUGAUAGGGAGGAUGUCGAAACCAAAAAAGAUAGUCAUGGAAACUACCAAGCAGUGCAGAUGCUUAUGGACAACCUGCGCAGGCGAGAGAACUGGCCUGAUGAGUUCAUUGAAGCGCUCCGGAUGUGUGAACACUACACACUGGCUGAUGAGCUCAGUGUUGAGUAUGACAGAAUCAAGGGAAGGACAAAUGCAGCUGCUACUGUUGCACCCCAAUCACCACCUGUUCAAGCUCCUGCUUCUGAUUCCACCGCCGCUGCUACUGCAAAAGUAACUACAGUUACUAUUCAUAAAGUCCCGGUGAACACUCCUCUUGGUCUGACUCCACUUUCAGUGGAUGCUCCAGCACAGACGGUUGCGCCUACCAACACUGCACCCCAAGUACCAACUCUUCAAGUUCAAGAUACACGACCUGAGCAAGUUAAUAUCCCUGCUCCAGCCGCCUCUCCUGAACCAUCUGAAAUUGCACCUCCAGUUGUGGUUUCUUCCCAAGCACAUCCCCCUGCUGAUAUCUCACCAUCCGAAGUGACUUCAGAUGUUCAGGAAAAUGAAUCUCGAACCCAUAGUGCGGCAACUGGGAACCAGAUACCUAUUAUAAACACCCCAGAUGUCCAAACCACCAUAUCCUUAACUGAAGGCAGUGCCCAAGCAUCGCCCACCAGCACAUUUCAAAGCCAAAUUACAAACCCCGACUACACCCAGAGUUCCCAGACACCGGAGAAUAGCAAGGUGCCAUUAGCAGUCGAAGAGACUUCUGACAGUCUCCCUGUCCAAGAAACCACUCCUCCUUUGAACAAGGAACCAGAGGAAUGCUCCAACCGAACUGCAAAUGAGAUUGCUCAGAGAACCAACACUGCAGAAUUGCCAGGCACAGCCCAAAUAACUACCAACAGAACAGCGCCGGCAACCUCUUCUUCCCAUGCCGGUUCCAUCAAUGAAGAAUAUUUCAGUAAGCCUGGCAUCCUUCAAGUUCAACCACCUUCUGUCUUGACAGAGGAGCCUUGCUCAACGGUUUCAAGUGAUCUGGAGAUCAGCGAGAGAUCUAGUUGUGCUGGGCGAUCCGGCAAUGGGUCUUUUUCUACAAUCAUUGAAAGCCCUGAUCUUCGUGUGGACUCUGCCUCUCAGUCCUUACACCAAAAUAUCCCACCACAACAUGAUGCUCCCUCAUCUACUAACCAGCCGGAGGAGGACCACUAUGAAUCUUUGUGUCAAAGUCAAACAGGAGUACUGUCCAACGUAAUUCACUUCGCUGAGGAACCACCUGCAGAAAAUUUGAACGGUCAACCACUAAGCAUGCUGCGUAAUACAGACAAUCCAUAUGGGUUAUCGGCAAAUUCCCAACAUAGCAUGGUCACGCGUGAGGACCAGCCAGCCCUGAAUUACGGAAACAAUGAAAAUGUGUAUCCUCGGAAGCUAUCUGGACAAAAUGCCGUCAGACCAUCAGAACAUGAGAAGUCACCCACUUUUAACCACCAAGGGCAAGAAUCAAAUGCCAGUACGUCAGUUAAUAAGAGAGAAGAGGGCCAGACAACCGGCCAGAUAAACAAAGUCUACCUUACCGCUGCUGCUGUUUUAGGCAUUGGUCUUUUCUGUGCCUGGAAAAUCAAGCAUUAAGUCUUUUGAUUCAUUUUAAAGCUAUAUACCAAGUCUUCUAAACCCAAACGUAACCCAGAUUUGUAUACCUUCUCAUUGGCUUUACAGUUUGUUAUGAGAGGUCGCAAGAAUACAUUCUGUGUGUGGCACGCCAUAUGAACCUAACCCUUCUUGUACAUUUCUGGAAAAUGCUUAAGAAUUUCACAGACUGUACAACUGCUCAUAUUGCCGUCUUUAACACCUCUGUAAAGAAGACUCAAUGUUUGCUCUGCAACACAUUUUGAAUAUUUUUGUGCACUCUUUCGCUGACCGGUAUGCACACUUUCUCUUACAAUUCAGCACGUUUGAAACUGUCCAACAGGAUGAAACGGUACACAGGUGGCUAUCCACUGCCAACAAAAAUCGAAUGUUUUUUGUUAAUGCCUUUAAAUGGGGUAGCUGUAAAGAUGAACUGCAAACACAACCAAGUGUCAUGUUAGUGGAGGAUACGUUUUUGCAUUCUGUCACAAUUCACUUUCACAAAUAAAGAAAGGGUUGCUGUGUCCUAAAAUCGCACUUUAGAUUUGAUUUGUUGUAAUAUUCUUUCUACAUAUGAAGAGUUUGGUUCCAAAAUCAUUUAACUCAAAAACAGAUUUUUCAAAAAUCUGUAGUUUUUUUAUUGUGCAUUCCAAUUGAUAUCACACUGCAGUUGGUUUGUUUUAAGUCUUCAUAACAAAAAAUACAGCUAAGUAGCACAAUAAAAACUUGAUAACAAAAUAAUAAACAUGUUUUGAAAAAAAUAAAAAUAAAAACGUUAUCUGGUUUUGGAACCAAACUCUUCAUAUAUAAUAUUGAUAUUUUAAUCAUAAUGAAGAGAGUAAAACAUAAGUCAUGUGAUUGUGUAUAAACAUAGUUUGAAUGAAAUAUAUUCAAUUUAAAAUGUACACAUAAAUGUGUAUGAUUUUUGUGGGGUAGUCUUUUAUCCUAAGCAGCACUUUUACACUUUGUCUAUGAUUUUUACAGCAUUUGGUGUGGUAUGAAAAUAAAAAUGUAUGCUUGCAUAUCUGUUUUAAAUGAACUGCAUGUAAGUUAGUAAUGUUACUACUGAUCUUUAAAACAUUUUGUGGGACUGUUAACCGUUAUUGUUUCACGUUGGAAAGUAUGACCUCUGACUAUAUUUUCUGCUGUGACUUAACUGUUGCUAAAGUACGUGUACCGGUCAUGUAUAUUUCUGACUUACUGAUUUCCAGAAAUUUAUUUUAAAAUAAACUGACCUUCAUGUA